Messenger RNA from Anas platyrhynchos (mallard), 9142 nucleotides. RefSeq names its product leucine zipper tumor suppressor family member 3 (gene LZTS3). Gene Ontology annotation, cellular component: dendritic spine. The record is from RefSeq and is a predicted model, not a curated record. NCBI's taxonomy places the organism in Eukaryota, Metazoa, Chordata, Aves, Anseriformes, Anatidae. Gene Ontology annotation, biological process: regulation of dendritic spine morphogenesis.
UUGGGGGGCUUCUUUCCUUCUCUGUCCCCCUCUUGCAGCAGCUUGGGGUCUUUUGGGGCACUGGGACUGGCUGCAGGUGCUUUGUCCCCGAGCUGUGUUGGUGUGGGGUGGGAAAUGGGGUUAUUUUCUCCCCCUAUAAACACCUCCCGGAUCCAGCUGGCAUCCACCAGCACCAGCACCUCUCUCCCCGUAAUUUAAAGGAUACUAGCAGCCCCAAAUCCCAAAGAUUUGAGGUACGAGCAGGAAGCACAGCGGGGAGACAGGGGCACGUCCUGCGGGCAGGAAUUGCUCCGCGCCCUUGAAAUUCCUGCGGGUGAGUUAAUUAUAAAUCACGGCGUGGGCAAUGGGAUCCAGGUGGCACGGGGCUGGUUCGCAGCCUUUCCUCGUGGUCCUUUUCCCCCCUAAAUCAUACUGAGGACACCACAAGGAGGCCAGCCGAGGGGUGGUGGUGGCACGGGGAUGCUUGGGGAGAUGCAGGGGGUGUCCCAUUGGGGACAGCCACCCCAUACCCGCUGUCGGAUCUCUUUUCCCUAUAGAUUUGGCUGUGCCCUAGGGGCAGAGUAAAGCCUCUGGGUGCAAAUGGGGCCAGCACAAGCAGCCCCGAGACAGCCCCGGGAGGAAAACUGAUAGCGAGGGGGAAGGUGGAGCAGGCUGCACUGCUCGGGCUUUGUCGGGGCAGAACAAUGGGGCCUUUAUUGAGGAAGGGAGGUGGUGGGGUUGGCAUGCGGUGGUGACUGGUUGGUGUACGGGGUGCCUUGGGCAGCUGGGGGACAGGGAACUGGGAUGUGGGACAUGGGGUGGGACAUUUUGGCACCAAAAGUGUCCCUUGGGUAGGUUUGGCUGCAGGGAACUGGGACAUGGGACAAGGGAUGGGACAUUUUGGUACCCAAAGUGUCCCUUGGGCAGGGAACAGGGACACGGGAUGGGACAUUUGGGCACCUAACAUGUCCCUUGAGCAGCUGGGGGACAGAGAACAGGUACAGGGAGUAGGACAGGGGACAGGACGCUUGGUACCCACCGUGUCCUCGCUGGUGGGACCUGUGGGGACAUCCCGGGGGAGCGCUGCCACCCGCUCUGCCCCUCAGGUCCAGAUGGGGAUUUUGGAAGCCCCCACCCCGCCUGGGUCUUUUCAUCUGGGCUCCUUUGUAGCAGGCUUAUUAUGUAAGGAGCUGAUGAGGCCCCCCGUAAUGAGAAAGUAGUUUCCCAGAAUACAAAAGGCCUGUAAUUAUCUCAUUAGCAGGCGGAAAAGGGAAAGGAAAUGCUUCUGAGCCGCUCGCUUUUAUUUCCAGGGGGACUCCAGAAAGCUCAGCCCCCAAACACGGUGACCUGCCUGCCCCGACCCCGUGUCUGGGCAGGACGGGAAGGCAAAGCAGGGCCUCACAGCUCCUAAAUUGCCCAUCCCGGGGGGGGCUGAGGGCUUUAAAUUGGGGCCGGGAGCUCAGGGGAUGCUGCGGGUCCCUGCGCAGACCCCUGGUGCUCCCAGCUGCCAGGAUGAAGGUGAUGCCACCUUCCCUUCUCCCGAACCCAAAGGAAUCCCAAACCAAAUCCUAUCCACGCCUCGAGUGGGGGAAAAGGGAGCUCGGCAUCCUCGGGAAGGUGUUUUCAUGGCGUUGUCUGGCCUCUGGGCAUGGAAAAAGCUUCUGCAAGCAGGUUUGAGUCCAGCAGGAUCCUGUUCUCCUGCGGUGCUGGAAGAAAAACUGGCGGCCACCAAGGCAACGUGAGAAGGGCGAGGGAGAAAAAGGGGUGCAGAGAUUGUAGGGGAGCAGAGGUGUCCCUGCCGCCUGCAGCCACGCUUCUGGAGGUGCCCUCGGCCAGUUUGGUGUCGGGGAGUGGGCCCAGCCCGUGGCAGGGGGGGAAUUCGGUGGGUUUUGAGGUCCCUUCCAACCCAAAGCACCCCGUUUCUGUGCAUUGAUCCCCCCCCCUGGCGUGGCACGGUGCCUAGGUAUGUGUCCCGAAGGCCUUUUUGUGACCAGAGCGUUAACAAUUAACCCGCCGGGGCAGGAACAGGAGCCAGGCCUUCAUAACCUGAGGCUGAGUUAACCAUUCAGCUGCUUAUCCACAGGCAAAUUUUUCCUCUGGGUGGCAAUUUUUUCCUACCGGGAGGCGUUCGCUGGCUCCCUUGGAUAAAGCCAAGCGUGCCGGUGCGGGAGCUGCUCCCCGGAUGGCUGUAUUUAUGGAAAAAGUCCCCAAAAAGCCACGAAAAAACUUGUGCCACUGACCUGUGCCUCCGCCUCGCCGCUGCGCUGCCAUGGCCACGCUAGAAGCGCUGCCCGUCCUCAGUGACCCGACGCACCCCAGCCCAGAGAAUUUGCACAGUUUCUCUCCCCGGCCGUCCCAGCCCUUCUCACGAAGCACCAUGGGCAGCGUGGGCAGCGGGGUGGCCAACGAGCAGGAGUUUGCCAUGAAGAGCGUGGGGACCCGCACGCAGAGCAGCGGGCGGCCGGCGGAAAGCUCCCGCAACGGGUACCCCGGCCGGGAGCUCUCCAACCGCUACUCGGGCGAGGAGAAGGCGUACAAGUCGGAGAAGGUCUCCAAUGCCCUCUACAUCAACGGCGACCUGCGUAAGAGCGAGAAGGUGAAGGUGGACAUCUGCGGGAACGUGGCCGCCAACAACGAGAAGAACUUGCCGCCUCCUCCCCAGUACCGAGAGCCCGGCAACCCACCAAAGAUAUUGCCAAUCUCCGGCAAGCUGGAGCAGAGCAAUGAGCCCUUAGUUAGACCCUCAGCCUUUAAACCCGUAGUUCCUAAAAACUUCCAUUCCAUGCAGAACCUCUGCCCGCCGCAGAGCAACGGGGUGACAGAGAACAGAAAGAGCUUGAACCACGCCAACAGCAAUAGCCCGUCCGCCCCCAAAAGUGGACUCGACAAGCCCGGCCUUAACAGGACUACAAACCAAGUGGGAGGCCUUUCGGAUUCGGGCCGUAACUCGUUAACCAGCCUGCCCACCUACGGGACGGGCUACAGCCAGCACGUGGGCCCGAUGAGCGCCUCGACCAGCCACAUCAACCGCAUCGGCACCACCUACGUGGACAAGACCAUCGUGGGAUACAACGGGAUAUCUACCUCAGACAGCGGGCGCUCGUCGAGCAAGAGCACCUCCUCGUUCAACAGACUGAACCAUCUCAACGAAACGAUGCCUUUCCACUCGCCUUCCACGGACGACAUCAUCCAAGACCUGGAAGACCGGCUGUGGGAGAAGGAGCAGGAGGUCCUGCAGAUGAGGAGGAACUUGGACAAGAGCGAGGCGGCCAUCUUCCAGGUGUUCGAGGAGAAGCAGAAGAUCUGGGAGAGGGAGAUGGAGGACCUGAGGCAAAACUACGCCAACAAACUGCAGCAGGUCUCCAAAAAGGCGCAGCGGGCUCAGCAGGCCUUGCAGCUGCAGAUCUUCAAGCUGCAGCAGGAGAAAAAAAAACUCCAGGACGACAUGGGGCAGCUCCUCCAACAGCGCGAGGAGCUGGAGAAGAAAUUUGUGGCUUUCAAGAAGGAGCAGGCUGAGUUUCUCCCAAAGAUUGAGGAGACCAAGUGGGAGGUGUGCCAGAAGGCGGGGGAGAUCUCCCUGCUCAAGCAGCAGCUGAAGGAUUCCCAGGCAGACGUCUCCCAGAAGCUGAACGAGAUCGUGGGGCUGCGGACGCAGCUCAAGGAAGGCAAAAACUUCCUGCGGGAGAAAGAGGAGCAGAUCCUCACCCUGAAGGACUCCUACAGCUCCAAGAGCGUCAACCUGGAGAUCUGCGAGAGCGAGCUGCAGCGCAAGAUGAGCGAGGUGCAGGUGCUGAGGGAAAAACUGAACCACUGUGAGAUGGAGGUCUCCGGACUCAAGCGGACGCUUGCCAGCAUGGGACCUCCGGCAGGGUCUUUCGGAGGGGAGCUGGCGGAGAAGCUGCGGGACCCCCUGGCCUGCGAGAGCGACGAAGCCAAGAUGCAGAGGCAGAGCGAGGACAGCGUCGGCGCGCUGCGGAAGGAGGUGGAGAGGCUGCAGACGGAGCUGAAGCUGGAGCGGCAGCAGCGGGAGCAGCAGGUGCUGGACUUCGAGGAGGAGCGGCGCACGUGGCAGGAAGAGAAGGAGAAGGUCAUCAAGUACCAGAAGCAGCUGCAGCUCAACUACGUGGAGAUGUACCAGAAGAACCAGCUCCUGGAGCACAAGGUGAACGAGAUGAACACGAAGGCCACCAGCCCCCCGCACACCGAGGAGAAAAAACCCUGGACUCCCUCCAGACUCGAGCGAAUAGAGUCCACCGAGAUCUGAGGUGGGACCGAGACGAUGCCCAGGUUUUGUUAUUUUAUUAUUUUUUUUAAUUGCUGUGCAUGUACUACCUACUCAAGCCAGUGAUCUUCCGAAGGAUAACGCGAUACCGUCGGAGCGGCGUGAGUCCGCCCACGCCGAGCUCCCUCACCCUUCCUCUGUUCUUCUGUGCUCUGUAGGUAAACUAACUGUGGAUGUGCGUUGGUUUUCGAUUGAUAAUGCGACAUCUUUUGUUUGUUUUUUUGUUUGUUUUUUUUUUCCUAGUACAGCUGGUGAGGGUCAGUUGUCUCUUUCGUAAUCUGCCGUGACUGUUACUUCGCUAGAGGCUGCCACCCCUCUCCUACAAUUCACAAAAUUGGUCGGUUGUUUUGGAGGGCUGCGUUUGGUUCCUUUGGUUUUCGAAGCAUUUAUAUGCAGCAAAACAGUUCAAAGUGGCAGGUUGUUGUGUUUUGUUUUUUAUUUCAGGGCAAUUUUAGCCACAUUGGCUAACGGAGCAAAGCUCUUGGGCUCCUGAGCAAACUCACUGUUCCGCGUCAAGUAUCUUGUCUAGACAAUGGUCUUCGUGAAGUCAGGAGGAGACUGGCCCCUGAUUUCAGUGAAACCAGACAUCUCUCUGCCCGGUGACUCCCUCCUGCAGCCCGUAGGAGGGCCUGUAGGAGGUUAGGAUGUCCUGGAGCACCAGGACGAGCCUGUCCUGGUAACAGAAGCCACCAAGGGAUGGUCGCCCAGCAGGAGCUUCUGUCGACACAUGCUGCGUUUUCAUUUCCUUGUCUCUUCCUUCUGCAUUUCCGCUUCACCUCCUGGGUCGUGACCAGCCCUGGGAGCAGAAAAACCCUCCCACCUCUGCCUUGAUCCCCCCUGUUCUUACCUAUAUCCAAGCUGGCUACAGCAAGAAGAAAAAAAAAAACUUGAAAUCUUGAGAUCUAAGCCAGUUCCCCUUCUCAAGAGCCCCCACAAUCAAUGGAACGAGGUUUGGGGUAGCCUCCAACCCCGUGGGAUGUUUAUGCAAGCAGAAGCUUUAGCAGCUUGCCCAGAAAUUUGUGCAAACCCAUCCCCAAACGAGAGACACUUCGGUGCAUUCUCUCUGCCCAGGGUGUUCUUACACAAGGCGAUGCUUCAGGUCGUGCAGGUGCUUGUGUCCCCGGCCGAAAAAUAACCAAAUCCUACGUGCACACUCCCUGAAAACGAUGCGGGCAUCAAACACCAGCAUUCAGCUUUAAAAGGGGGGGGCGAAGCGGGCCUGGUUCUCCCUUGCACGGAUGCUUUUUUAACAAAAUGCUGCGCUGGGGGGAUUUGUGCUGACUGGGCAGCAGCCAGGGGAUCGGUGCAAGCGGGAAUUUGGGCUCUUUGCCCUGGAGAGCAGCUAGAACAAAGCCAGAAUUAGCAUCUCGGGACACUCUUCACCUUCCAAGUUCCCUUCUCUCUCCGCUCCCCAUCACCAGGUCUGACCUGGGGGGAUCAGACUGCGCCGCGGGGAGCUCCAGGCUGGCCAAAGAGGCUGAGCAGGAGAAAGGAGACUCCAGUCGAGGUCAACAGACAAUAUUUCGGGGAGGAACUGCUGGUAGCUGGCGGGGAUCCCUGGAGCUGCAGCAAAUAAGAGAUGUGGGAGGAGAUCGGGGCAUUUCCAGACCCUGGUGGAGGGCACCUGGGUUCUCCCACGGCUUCUGCCUGUGCCUCGGGAGCUGAAGGAGGAAAAUUGGUGCCAGCCAGCAGCAGACAGUGCCAUGCCGAGGGCAGGGAUGGGACGGGCAAGCGAGGACCUGGCAGAAGGUCGCUGGAGUCAAACGGGGCAGGUCCUCAGCCCCCAGCCCAGCCCUGCUCUUUGCUUCAGCAUUUCAGAGCCCAAAAACCCAGUCAGGGGUCUGAGAGGCACAGCUCUGGGCAGGCAGAUCCCAGGGCUUCCUCCGUUCCACACAGCGAGCUUCUAGAUGGGGCCAACCGCCCCCAUGGGGUCGGGGUUGGGGAUGUGGUGUCUCGUGCUGCUUUCUGUGCCUCUCUUCGGAGAAACCUGCGCUGUCUUCCAGCCCCGAGCAGCUGAGGGGGAGCUGUGCUUGUCAAGGGCUUUGCAGUCCCUGGGAAAUUGGGAGGUGUUUUGUUCUGGAUGCCUGUUGCGGGAUGAUUUUGAGGCCACCACACAAAAAGCACGCAGACCAUCAGCAGCAAGAGCCCAGGCUACGAAGAUGGGCUUCUUUCACCCACCUCUGCCCCUCCUAGCUCUCCAAAAAUCCACGGGCAGGAGGAGCAGGGGCUCACCUGCCCUCCUCACACACCCAGAUCCCAGCAGCAGCAGUCAGCCAAGCCCUGCAGUGCGUCAGGUUUGCUCUGACAGCUUUUUUUUUCCCAGAUCUUUUUCCUUUUUUUUUUUUUUUUUUGCAGUGGUGCCAGGAAUGAGUGUGUCCUGAUAGAUCCCUGCGAAACCUGAAGGUGUCGGGUUUGGCUGACUGCUGGAAGAACAGCCCAGGUGCCAGAUUGGCAUUUUAAUUCAGAGAAUGGCCGAGGAGGCUCACGACUUGUCCUUCCAUGAGGUUAAUAAAAUCUUUCUGUCCCGUGAAACUCACCCGAGAAUUUGGGCUUGGCCACAUCCCAGCUGUCCUCUCCACCUCUGCUCAUCCAGCCCCGGAGCUGAGGGGAUUCUGCUCCUGGCUCAGGUGUAAUUCUGCAAGUUCUGCUGCUGCCCUCAAAGCCUCGCACGUGUUUAGGGCCAGAUGUGCUGGGAUCCAUGGGGUUGGGGCCAAUACGACCCGAGACCUGUGGAAGAGAGAGCGGUGGGAAGACCUGGAGCCCGCGGGUAGGACCAACCCACCCCGCUCCUGCCCUUCGCUGUGGCACUUUACAGCUCGCUCCAGCACGACCAAAGAUCUCCGAAAGGCUCCGGGCUGCGUGCCUGGAGCUGCCUCCUUUCCUUUUCACCAAGUUUCCCUGCUGGAGAUCUGCUCCCCACGUUGCCCGCAUCCUUCCUGUCCCUCUGUAUCAGCUCUCAAGCCUCUUGCUUCUUGUUGGAGGACACAGAUCCCAUGCCUCCUGGUCCCUGUGGGGCACCGAGGCAUUGGGAUCGCAUCCAGCUGGUUUCAGGCUUCCCAACAGGAUGCAGCUGUCAGCAAAACCAGAGCUCAGCCUCUGCACUUUCGGGAUAAGCUUCUUCCUAGGUUCACCCAAUGAAGGGGAUCAUGUUGGAUCUGGAGCAACCUCCGGCACUGCAGGGUUGUGCGUUCGGGGCUCUCCUCCAGAUCUGUUUUCUCAGGCAGAAAGCCUCUGCUUUCUGUCACGAAGCAAUAGGUUUUUCUAGCGAGAUUUAAAAGGGACUUCCCAACUCCGAUACCUGCAGGCAAGCCAACGUUCCUUCAAAUACCUUCGUAACUCUGGCCUCUGGGCUCUCCUCUUUCAGAAAGGGAUGUGAGGCCAGCUCUGGCUCCGAAUAACCACCAACGAUUUGAGUUUGGUGGUGCCCAUGUGUCCAGAGAGCCUGGAAGUGCCCAGGUGCAGCAUACAGGCAGUCUGUGUCCCCGGGAUGUGUGCUCGAUCCUCCUUUGGUGCCCAUCCCAGGGACAGUCACUGCCACCGGGCCCCCAGGGGUGCCUGAGCUCGCAAAGUCCCAUUUGGUGACAGCCAGGCACCCACGGGAGACCGAGGAGCCCUCCUGGAGGAGAAGGUGCCCGUGGUGGCACGUGGGUGCCCUUCCAGUGGCCGAAGGGAACAAAUGUGCCCAGAGGGAGCUCCACGCCCGGUGCCAAAAUGCUGCACAACCCCAGACGCGUCUAUGCAGUCUCUUUCCACGCAGUGGAGUCCCCGCAGAGCCCAGGCCCAGGGCUAGGUCUCCUCCAAGGUGUCUUUGUUUGCACUCAUUCGGACCUGGUAAAUGCUGUGAGGCUGAGAGGCAGCCCGUCCUGACCCUCUCUCGGCCUUCGCCUUGCACUGGGCAGGAUGGUUGUGAGGGUUCCCUCAUCCGAAAUAAAUGCACGUUGUUUCGUCACCCGUCUCCACGUCUCUUCUCCAGCCCAUCCACCCCAAAACCCAGCUCCCUGAUGGAGGGACAGCAGGUUGGGCCGGCUGGCGCCCCAAGCAAGCCCGUUGUCUGAUCUCACCAGCAAUAAAAGCCCCGCAGGGGAGCGGCCAGAGCUUCCCAGGCUCUGUGUGUUUGUAGGAUAUCCACAUCAGACCCCUUCGUCCAACAUUUGGACCCGCCCAACUGUAAAUUCGACCCCAGCCUCGUGCUUUCUCUCCUCUGUUCGUUUCUCGAAGCCUCGGUCUCUCUCUCUUCUCUCUCUGCUCUUACUGUGAAUUCAAACCAGAAGUGUUCUGAACUCGACUCUGUUACUGUUCGUUCUGCGUUGACUGUUGCUGGUUCUCCGAACUGCGUUUAAUGAGACUUUGGAAAAAAAAAGAAAAAAAAAAAAGAAGAAAAAAAUUAUAUAUAUAUCUAUAUAAAUAUACUUUAAAAAAAUAAUAAAAAAUAAAAUAUUUAAAAAAAAGAACUCCAUAAGGUUGGGUGUGUCUCCUGUCCACCAGUCACUUUCAAACACUGUUGUCUCGACCUGGCCUCUGGUCGGUGUAUUUAACAAAAAGAGGUGGAAAAAUAAAGAGAGAAAAUACAGCAUUCUGGGAUUUUUGUACAGCAAAGGUGUAUCCGUGUAGGGAAUUCUUGUUAAAACUCUACCACAUUUCACAAUCUACUGCUAGUCUGUUGUAUGUUUCCAUGGGGUUAUAAAGAUGUGAAGAGCUACUGCCUUCGCGAUUUUCUACGGUGAAUAUAUCUAUAGAUAUCUGUACAGAGGUAUGUAUAUAUAUAAAUAGAUAUGAAGAUCUAUAUGUAUACGUAUCUCUCACUCUCCUCUCUCUAUCUUGACUGUGAAGGAUUUUUAUUGGGCAAAAUAAAACGGAGAAAGGCCCCUUUUAAAAACCUGA